CUCAACUGGCAUUAAGGUUUAAAAAGUUCCUUUGUUCUUUGGUUCCGAGUUUGGUCGCACUAGCGGCGGUUACUGUGCGAAAUUUUGCUGAUUGUCUUAAGUUUCCGUUCACAACUCCAUCAGUCCAUUAGCUUUGAAUUUCAAAUCCAUAGACACUGAGCCAGCAUUGAUGAGUUUGAUGACUGAUGAGAUACACCAAAGUCGAGAACUGAUUCUCAAUAAUUUUUCCCCAUAUCUUUGAACCACAUAACUACUUGAGCAAAAGCUGCAACAAAUAUUGAAAACCAGUGUGGUUUGAACUUUGGGUGGGUUGCUUAUCUUUCUUUUUCCAUGGCCAACCUGAUUCGCGCAAAUGUGGACAAUGAAAUGGUCAAAGCUGUUGCUGCAGUUGUCUUCAAGGGGCACUGGGACAAUCUUUUGAAGCCUAAGAUUGGUUCAUUUGUGACUUCCACCACUAUUAGCCAAGCUCUUCUUCAUAUAUCGCAAUAUUAUUUCUCCCUCUCAUGGUCAUUCUUUCAGUGGGCUGAAUCAGUUCCCAAUUACAAGCAUUCGUUGCAAUCCUCUUGGACUAUGAUUUACAUACUCACCAAACAAAAACACUUCAAAACUGCACAAGACAUGCUUCAGAAGGUGGCGGUCAAAAACUUUUUAUCAUCACCGACAGUUCUGAAUGCGCUUGUGAGAUCUAAUAUGAAUAAUGAUGUGAACUCACAUCUUUUAAGUUGGUUGGUGAUAUUCUAUGCUAAUUCAAAACUACCCCAUGAUGCAAUUCAAGUUUUUGAGCAUAUGAGGGUUUGUAAGCUUAUGCCCCAUACACAUGCUUGUACUACCCUUCUGAAUUCAUUGGUCAAGGAUGGGUUGACUGAUACUUUGUGGAAAAUUUACAAAAAGAUGCAAAAAAUAGGGGUCCUUCCGAAUAUCUAUAUCUAUAACGUGCUUAUGCAUGCCUGUUGUAAGUCCGGUGAUGUAGAGCGGGCUGAUGAUUUAUUGAGAGAAAUGGAGUUUAAAGCUACACUGCCUGACCUUUACACUUAUAACACAUUGAUAUCAUUGUACUGCAAGAAAGGCAUGCAUUAUGAAGCUUUGUGCGUGCAGGAUAGGAUGGAAAGAGCAGGAGUAUGUCCUGAUAUUGUAACCUAUAAUUCCUUAAUUUACAGUUACUGCAGGGAAGGGAGGAUGAGGGAGGCUUUGAGACUUUUCAAGGAAAUUAAAGGUUCUACCACUAACCUGGUUACUUACACCACAUUGAUAGAUGGAUAUUGCAGAGCCAACAAUGUUGCUGAAGCUUUAAGAUUGAAAGCCGCAAUGGAGGCAAAGGGUUUGUAUCCUGGGGUUGUUACUUACAACUCAAUUCUUCGGAAAUUGUGUGAGCAAGGCCAGAUGAAGGAUGCAAAUAUACUAUUAAAUGAAAUGAAUGAGAAGAAAGUCAUACCUGAUAAUGUGACUUGCAACACUUUGAUUAAUGGUUACUGCAAGAUCAGGGAUAUGAAAUCUGCUCUUAAGGUGAAAAAUAAGAUGUUGGAAGGUGGACUAAAACCUGACCGCUUCACUUACAAUGCUAUGAUUCAUGGAUUUUGUAAAGUAAAGGAUACAGAUGGGGCCAAAGAAGUAUUAUUUGACAUGGUUAGGGUUGGACUUUCUCCUAGCUACUGCUCAUAUUCGUGGCUUGUGGAUGCUUACUGCCAUCUGAAUAAUGAGGUAGCGGUUGUCUCAUUGCCAGAUGAGUUUGCAAGAGGAGGUCAUCUUGUUGAUGUUUCCUUUUAUAGGGCAAUUAUAAGGAGGUUGUGCAGGAGAGGUAAAAUUGAUGGUGCUGAAAAAGUUUUCCACAUUAUGCAAGCAAAUGGAGUGCUUGGAGACAGUCUAAUAUAUGCUACUCUUGCAUAUGCUUACUUUAUGGUAGGGAAGGUUGAUGCUGCGUCAUAUUUGUUAGACGACAUGUACAAAAGAAGGCUAAUGAUAACCCUAAAAAUGUACAAAAGUUUUAAUGCUUCUUACUCUGAUGAGAAUACCCUUUUAGAUAUGUUUUGGAGUAAUGUGGUGCAAAGAGGUCUGAUUUCCAGAACUGUUUACAAUGAAAUCCAGUCAUGCAAUUCUUAGCUAUCUGGCUUGUGCAUUUCCAGGAAUUGCAGAUCAUUGUGGCAGCAGCUCUUUGGAAUAUGUUUAUUUCAAUUGCUGGUAUCAACUGGAUUGUCCGGCGAAGUGUCAAAGAAGUAGUUGGUUGGAGUCUUAGAGAAGUUGAUAGCCCCAUCAAGAAGACCUGGCAGAUGAUUCCAUCAUUUAUUUUUUGGUGUAUUUGGAAGGAAAGGAAUCUCAGAUGUUUUGAUGGUACCCUGCUGACUUAUACAAAAGAGCAAAGGUAGACUCUCUGUUGGAUUGGCAUCACUCAAACUUGCGUCGGGGUACAGCUGGAUAUAUCUUUGAUACUGUUCUCGCUCCUGCUUUUGGGUUGACUUUGAAUCCACAAGCAGCAGCAGAAGCUGAGAAAGUCCUUUUGGCAUCUCUUGCAAAUAUCUAGUCUGUUUGGCUCCAGAGAAAAGGACGGUUUUUGCUUGGGAGUGGCCAACCUUCAAUUGCAGAUCUUAGCUUAGUGUGUGAGAUUAUGGAACUUGAGAUGGAAUUGUUGAGGGAAAAAAUGAAAGGACUGUCAAAGGGUAUGUUAGAUAGAAAGGGGAAAUAAUAUGAGACAAUACUUUCAAGCACAACAAACAGUUCAGUUGUCAGUUCAGCUGCAACUUCCAAGAGAAUUGACUCUUUUACCUUUCUCUACAAGACAAUAACCAUCUCAGGACGUGAUGCCACUCGAGGAGAACAAAUGCUCAGGGCAUUGCAAGGCUAUAGUGCGAAGGAUAGUAGAACAAGAGCUGAAACUGUGCAAUGGUCACAAAUGCAGGAAAUGCUGCAGCAAGUGAGAGGGGAGAAGGAAGAACUUCAGGCUUCUCGUGAUUUCUGGGAAAAACCAGCCCUUGACUUUGCUCGUGAAAUCCAAUCUUUACAGUCCUCUUUAAGAAUCUGGUUCUUGGUUUCCAAUGAUACGUUUGAUGAAAUAAGUUUUGAUUUGAAACAGUUCACUAUAUUAUUUCUUCAAAAGUAUCUCAUUUACUUUUCACUUGAUCCGAGGCUCUUUCGGAAACAAUCUCUCUACCUCCACGAGGUACUGGUGGAAGAAUGGAAAGGCAAAUCACAAGCAUUUGAAACCAAGGCAAAGGAUAUGCAGUGUGAAUUAACUGCAGCAAAAGACAAGCUGGAAUAAUCAAGGACAGAGAAAUCUACGGCACAUGAUCAAAGAGAGGUAACAUCUACCCCGAAUUCACCUUUGUUGUCAUUAGCCAAGCAAAUUGAGAAGGAAAAACGUGUGUUGGUUUGUCGGUUAAAAAAAUGCCAUUCAGAAGUUGCAAAAACAAAGAGGUGUUGAAGUGAUUUCAACAAAAGAUUUGCCACCUGUUUCUCUUGGGAAGCAACUAGAAGGAAAAGUGCAUGUUUAUGCAUUGUCUGAAGUAAAAUCGCGGGGCCAAUGACAGGAGUGGUAGAUCAGAACUUUCUUCUGUUGGGAUAAGAAAAGAACAUUCUUGCAGCAAAAAAUCAGGAGUACUAAAAAGGCCACCAUUUAGAGAUGUUGGGAAUUCAUCACCAUUAUUGUUGAGGCAAAAUAGUAAAGCUGUUUACCCUUUGCACAGCCCUUAAAGCUGAGUAAGCCAAAUGUCUCUUUGUCUUGGAAGUUUUGUGAUGUUAUUUGUCUUCUUCAAGUGAUUAUUUGCUUAGUAUUGAUUGGUGCAAGCCUUUUGUAGAGCAAACAGUUUUGGUAGUAAUAAGAGUAUUUGCAUUGCUAAUUUUGCUACAUU
Solanum stenotomum is the source of this 3839-nucleotide messenger RNA. Its product is annotated as pentatricopeptide repeat-containing protein At5g38730. The transcript is spliced from 8 exons. Gene Ontology annotation, molecular function: protein binding. The coding region runs from base 331 to 2097 and encodes 588 amino acids. The record is from RefSeq and is a predicted model, not a curated record. NCBI's taxonomy places the organism in Eukaryota, Viridiplantae, Streptophyta, Magnoliopsida, Solanales, Solanaceae.